CCCAGCCACCAGACCGAUUGGUAUAGAAGAUGCUAAGACAAACAGGCUCCCCGUUUCUACCUAUCAGGGACCAGCAGGUGUCCCGGGCUCCGAAGGUUUAUACCGGUCCCGAAAGAGUUAAGUCAUCGGGCCUUCUCUCUGCUGGUUGAGAGCGGAUUAGGAUUUCCUGGGACUGCCCAGCUAUCACUAUGGUUUAUUUUCUCUCUGUGUGUGCAUGUAUACGCUUUCCCCUUUCCUCCCCCUUUGUAGUUUCCUAGGUUAUCCUUCUUUCUUCCUCUCUCCUGCCUCCCCCCCCACAACCUCCAGCCUGGGCCCUCUUUCUUUCUUCCUGUCUCGCCUUCCUGUGGCGAAGGAGGCUCAUCCAUUAUAAAUGCACAUACUGUACUGACAUCACCGCCGCUGCCAGAGCGAGCCCCGAGGAUAGCUUAAUCAGAUUCCGAGGGGUGGUCCCUUCCCCCUCCCCUUUUCCUCCUCCCCCGCGUUCCCUCCUCCCCCUCCCCCAUCUUCCUCCCUCCCUCCUUCUCUCGCUCGGCUCCCCUCCACUCUGUUCUGCGCUCUGCGCUCUGUCCGUAGCCGCUGACGCCGCGGCGGAGCCCUCUGCGGGGUAGAUAUCGCUGCAGCUCUGCGCUCCCCCUCGCUCCGCUCGCUUUCUCACUCGGGCCAACCUCGCGCAUCCGCGAGAGCGGAGGAGACAGGAGGGGGCGGAAAUCCAAAGCGAGCAGGAGCGCGCCAGGAGAAGUGGGCUGCCCGCCCCCCAUCCCGCCACCCCCUCCCUCUCAGCCACCCUUGGGCUUCGGGAAACCUUGACGACUUCCCCCAGACUUUCUGCAUGACUGUCACAAAGAUGUCCUGGCGCCCGCAAUACCGAAGCUCAAAGUUCCGGAAUGUCUACGGGAAGGUGGCCAACCGAGAGCACUGCUUUGACGGCAUCCCCAUCACCAAGAAUGUGCAUGACAACCACUUCUGUGCUGUCAACGCCAGGUUCCUUGCCAUUGUUACAGAGAGUGCAGGAGGUGGAUCCUUUCUUGUAAUCCCCCUGGAGCAGACAGGUCGAAUUGAGCCCAACUAUCCCAAAGUUUGUGGUCACCAGGGCAACGUGCUUGACAUCAAAUGGAACCCCUUCAUUGACAACAUCAUUGCAUCCUGCUCAGAGGACACAUCAGUACGAAUAUGGGAGAUCCCUGAGGGUGGCUUAAAGCGGAACAUGACAGAGGCGAUCCUAGAACUUUAUGGACAUAGCCGGAGAGUGGGGCUUGUGGAGUGGCAUCCGACCACUAACAACAUCCUGUUCAGUGCUGGCUAUGACUACAAGGUUCUCAUCUGGAACCUGGAUAUUGGGGAGCCGGUGAAAAUGAUUGACUGCCACACAGAUGUGAUCCUCUGCAUGUCCUUCAACACAGAUGGCAGCCUGCUAUCCACCACCUGCAAGGACAAGAAGCUGAGGGUGAUUGAGCCCCGUUCUGGCCGAGUGCUCCAGGAAGCCAGUUGUAAGAACCACAGAGUAAAUCGGGUGGUAUUCCUUGGCAACAUGAAGCGGCUCCUCACCACAGGCGUUUCCAGGUGGAACACCAGGCAAAUUGCCCUCUGGGACCAGGAAGAUCUAGCUAUGCCUCUAAUCGAAGAAGAGAUAGAUGGUCUUUCUGGACUCCUGUUUCCCUUCUACGAUGCUGAUACACACAUGCUGUAUUUGGCAGGAAAGGGAGAUGGAAAUAUCAGAUACUACGAGAUUGGAUCAGAGAAGCCAUAUCUAAGUUACCUCAUGGAGUUCCGCUCCCCAGCCCCACAGAAAGGUCUCGGGGUGAUGCCCAAGCAUGGUCUGGAUGUGUCAGCUUGUGAAGUAUUCCGGUUCUACAAGCUAGUGACCCUGAAAGGCUUGAUUGAGCCCAUCUCCAUGAUUGUGCCUCGGAGGUCAGAAUCUUAUCAGGAAGACAUUUACCCCAUGACCCCAGGAACGGAGCCAGCUUUGACCCCUGAUGAAUGGCUGGGAGGCAUCAAUCGAGAUCCAGUGCUGAUGUCUUUAAAAGAAGGCUAUAAGAAAUCUCCCAAAGUGGUGUUUAAGGCCCCAGUCAAAGAAAAGAAGAGUGUUGUGGUCAAUGGAAUAGAUUUAUUAGAAAAUGUCCCACCCAGGACAGAAAACGAGCUCCUCCGAAUGUUCUUCCGACAGCAGGACGAGAUUCGGCGAUUGAAAGAGGAGCUCUCCCAGAAAGACAUCCGCAUUCGGCAGCUGCAGCUGGAACUCAAAAACUUACGGAACAACCCCAAGAACAAUUAGCUCCCCAAAGGCUCAUUUUCUAAAUAAACUCUCUGUUUAUAUUUGCUCUUUAAUUUUCCUCCCAUUCACUCUCUCCUCUACCCAUCCCCCAACCUUCUUCCCCAUCCCCAUCCCCACCCCCACCCCCAAGAUAAGCCAGUGCUUGAGCAGCUUGCCAACGGGCUGCGCUCACCGAUAACUGGAAUUAUGUGCUUUGGUCCCUUUAUCUCACACUAAAAAGAGGCAACAGAUGACCCUGUCGGACUGACCAGUGCUGCUGUAACUGAAAACUACUGUCCUUGGAGAGGGCUGGCUCUGGAUUUUUACCCCUACGGUUUUCUUGGAGGAACUAGUGGGUAGCCUCUCUUCUGAUGGAUCAUCAGAUUAUAGAUCUCACCAAGAAGAGCUACAUAAAGCUGGCCGGAAGACCACCUGGAGAAGCUGGGGGAAGCCAGGCUGACCGCGGUUAACUUUUCCCAUGCAGAGGGCGGCAGCGGGAAUACACAGCUCUCAAUAGCUGGAGCUCAAAGCCACUUGCUUGUAGAUGCCAUAAAGUAAGGGCUUAAUUCGCUGAUGUUAUUCGAAAAAUUCCCUUUUCCUCCUCUUCUUCCACCUCCCUCCUCUCAUCUUUCAAAACAGCCCCUAUAAACCUCAGUUCUUAACUUGGAAGAGCCAGGUUUUCUUUUUUCCCCUUUUCCACCAAAAAACAACCUCUGUGUCUUUAAAACCAAAUCAAACACCUAGUGAAAUAACCAUCCCUUGUAUUGGCAUAGCGCAUUUAUACUUUUCAAAGCACUUAAACAUAAAUGAUUUCAUUUGACUUUCACAAUAAUUCUGUGUAGCAGAGCGGGGAAUAUUAUUCCUAUUUUACAAAUGAGGAAACCAAGGCGUGAAGUAAAGUGACUCAUUCCAAAUCACCCAGAUAAUGGCACAGCAUGAACUUGAAGUCAGGUCUCCUAAUGCAGGCAGGGUUUUUCUCAUAGUCAUGAUAUCAUUAUCAGUGGGGCUUAUCAUGUCCAAGUCACCCUGGGAAAUUUUGACAUUAGGGAAAUCCUUUUACACUCUCAGCAUAAAUUGUGCCAAUUGUCUUAUAAAGACCUGGACUGAGCCUUUUCAAGCAGUGAGGCACUUCUCCUCUUCCUUGGGUCUUCUCUGGUCUCCUCCUCCCAAGAACUCAGGCUGAUACGAUGCCCUCUUCUCUGUGAGGCAUGAGACUACAAUGGCCAGAAUUUGGACCCCUAAGGAAGACAAAACAAGCCUUCUUUUCUUCUUUCUUUCUUCUUCUUCUUCUCCUUCUCCUUCUCCUUCUUCUCUUCUUCCUCCUCCUCCUCUUCCUCUUCUUUUCUCUCUUCUCCCUCUCUCUCCCUCCCUUCUUCCCCUCCUCUCUGUCCCUUUUUCUCUAUAUAUCUCUCUCUCCCUCUUUCUUCUUUCUUUCUCCUUCCCUAUUUUCUGCCCCUCUUUCUCCUCUCUCCUCUCUGCCUCUCUCCCUCUUCCCUCAUUCUCUGUCUCUCUCUCUCCUUCCUUCUCUCUCCUUUUUCUCCCUUUCUUACUCCCCUUCCUUUCCCCUUCUCUGCCACUCCCUCCCUAUUCCUCUCUCUUUCCCUCCUCUUCUCUCCUUUCCCUCCUCUUCUCUCCUUUCUCUCUUCUUCCCUCCCUGUCUCUCCCCACUCUCAUAUACAUAUACUAGCCAAAUGCUAUUCCACUCUGGUUCUUCUGCACACAUCUUUUUCCCUGUGGUAACAACUGGGCCAAACACAUCUAUUUAUGUUUGUGAUGACUAGAUGGCAAGGCCAGGCAAGCUAUAAAGCCCAACAGCUGGGUUUAUCACUGUUAACUUUUCCAGUGUUAUGUGCCACAGCCAAGUAGCUACACAAACCCACCACAUGGGAGCUAAGUCCACAUGAGCCACUGGCUACUGUGGACUUCUAACCCAUUCCCUUGCUUUCUCCCACUGCUAUGUAGGGCCUUUUACAUGACUAUCUAGCACUAGCUGGAUGAAAGUAUUUCUCUGUCCACUCACACCUUUUGCUUUCUUUCCCAUCUCCUUACUUGAACUGUGUUGUCUCCUGUGAUUAUUUAUGCCGCCACAUGAGGAUAGUAUUGAAAUAAAACGUUUUCAAGAUAUCAAAAA
Messenger RNA from Antechinus flavipes (yellow-footed antechinus), 4382 nucleotides. RefSeq names its product coronin 2B (gene CORO2B). The transcript has 12 exons. NCBI's taxonomy places the organism in Eukaryota, Metazoa, Chordata, Mammalia, Dasyuromorphia, Dasyuridae. The record is from RefSeq and is a predicted model, not a curated record. The coding region runs from base 830 to 2272 and encodes 480 amino acids. Gene Ontology annotation, biological process: actin filament organization. Gene Ontology annotation, molecular function: actin filament binding.